CGCUCAUUGAGAAAAUAAGAGCUGCAGUUCAAACCUCACACCUCACAACCAUCCACAAAAAAGGAGAGAUAAAAAAACGGGAAAAAGACGUUAAUAAAUUAAUAAUAACGCGUUAAUAACACGCUAAUAUAAUAGGCUAUGCGCAGUAUACAAAUUAAGAGGUGCAAACACAUAUAAUUGAACACUAAGGAGCUAAAGAGCAUACAUACACAAAUAAAGAGGAAAUUCUAACGGGUACGUAAAUAAAUGUGCACAGGUACGAACUGAAGUGUUGGGAUCUCUGAGGGUGGUCUGCUCGUGUCCAAAAUAGCCUGAUACAUUACAAAUGUCCCUCUUUGGGGAAACUUCUCUAGGCGCUCUGCAGAAAGCCCCCCCCCUCCUCUUCCUCUUCCUCUUUCUCCUCCUCCUCCUCCUCCUCCUUUUCCUCCUGUGCAGCCAAGUGCAUUACUUCAUCUGUUUGCCUCCUCCUCCCAGGCAGAAAUGAUCUCAGCGCUCAGAGCCGUGCCUCUCUGUUUGAAUGGAGAUGAGACUGGAGUGACCCAUAAACAGCGUUUAAAGAUGCCCCGUACCUGCACGCGCGGGAGCGUUUACUUUAGCCUUAAGCAGCCGGUGAAUGGACGCAGAAUGAAAGUGUGAAUGGAGGCCUAUUUGCUGCAGGCGGUUGGAGCGGCGGGGAAAUGUGACACCGUGUUUAAGGGCUUCUCCAACUGCCUACUUCAGCUGGGAGACAACAUGGCCCAAUACCCACAGGAGCUGGACGAGAAGAAAAACCUCGAGACCAUCUGCAUGUACUGGGAUGAUUUCCACUCGUGUGCCACCACCGCGCUGGCGGACUGCCAGGACGGCGCCACCGAGCUGUGGGAGAAGCUGAAGAAGGAGUCCAGGAGCCUGCAGUUCCGGGGCAGCCUUUUUGAACUGUGUGCAGGAGGGAACGGAGCCCCCAGAGCAGGACCCCCGCUCAGCCUGAGCCUGCUGCUGCCCGCACUGUCCGCCCUGCUCACGAGCCUCUGCGCACUCUAGACACGGCCAGCAGCAGCAGCAGCAGGAGGAGGAGGAGGAGGAGGAGGAGGAGGAGCAGGAGGAGCAGGAGGAGGAGGACGACUUCAGAGUGCUAGCACCACAAGAAAAAGAGUAAAAAUAAAAAAUAAUAAUGACGAUCAAAAAGAAAAAGAAAACAGAGAAACCAUCUUCGCCCAAAUGGAUUUAUAUACUUCAUCCGGAGAGGAAGACGACCUGUGUGGGUUUUUUUUUUUCCUUUUGCUAGAGACAAUGGUGACGUCGUCUUCAGGGGGAACUCCUCCAACAUAUCUGCCUGACCUGGGGUCAAAAAAACUAAAAAAAUCGGUCAUUUUUUGACGGUCCCGCGCUUACAGUAUCGGUGGACUUCCAUAGGCCUGUAGUGUUAAAGGCCGCAGUGAAGUAAUCAUCACUGCAGGCCUCUCCAUCUAACGAUCAUGCCUAGAAAUAAUAAGAAACAAGAGAAAUCCUGAUAUCCUGACACUGCACACAUCAGUCAAAGUCAUUUCAACCAGUAAUCGGAGGCUCAGCCCAUGUUCUCUUCUCUCUAUUCCUUUAUUUGAUUUACCUUUUAUUUUUAUUGGAUUUCUUGGUUUUAGUUGCCAAAUUUAGCGAAGCUAAGCAUGUUGGUACCACGAAAGCUGGUUUGGAUCUGUGAGCAGACAUAAAACAGCUAGAAUUACACUAACAACGCUAAUAAUAACAACCUCAGGAAUGAACCCAGGCAUUCAGUCGAUGGUGGAAAGUUCCAAUAAGGUAGAAAAAACACGUUAAACGUGAAAUGUAGCGAGAAAAGGAAGCUGGAAGAAGAUGGAGAAGGCUGGUGAAUGAUUUUGACUGUUGACAUUCUGCCAUUUCUUUAUUUGUCCGUUAGUUUCCAGGACUUCGUGUAGGCUAGCAGACCGCGUUCCCUCAGAGCGACACGUUUCCGUAGCACGAUCCCAUUCAGGCCGCGGCCGCGCGGGUGUGGACGGAGGGAAAUCUGCUCGAGUUUUGCUGAGAUGUGGCCACGACUCACUGCCUUCAGAUCAUGUGGAUUCUGUUCGUUCGUUCGUUCGUUUGUUCGUUCGUUUCUGGGGAUGUUGCAUAUAAAUACCUAAAUAUUCCAAAUACAACUACAUACGAGUAAAUAAGAGACGUUAUGUGAAAAAGAAACAUUAUAAAGAUUUUGAGAAUAAAAAGAGAGAGAGACAGAGAUACUUUAACCGAAACAGUUUUAAAAACAGAUUGAUAUACAGGUAUAUAAAAGAUUGCUAAAAAAGAUAAAAGAGUAUUAAAUAAAAUCAGUUAAUGUUUGAAAAAAAUAACCCGUG
Messenger RNA from Pygocentrus nattereri (red-bellied piranha), 2330 nucleotides. It is a transcript of the gene nrn1a, whose product is annotated as neuritin 1a. The coding region runs from base 637 to 1020 and encodes 127 amino acids. The transcript is spliced from 3 exons. Gene Ontology annotation, biological process: nervous system development; neuron projection extension. Gene Ontology annotation, cellular component: plasma membrane. NCBI's taxonomy places the organism in Eukaryota, Metazoa, Chordata, Actinopteri, Characiformes, Serrasalmidae. The record is from RefSeq and is a predicted model, not a curated record.